Messenger RNA from Manihot esculenta (cassava), 1734 nucleotides. Its product is annotated as low affinity inorganic phosphate transporter 4. Gene Ontology annotation, biological process: transmembrane transport; phosphate ion transport. The transcript has a single exon. The coding region runs from base 46 to 1599 and encodes 517 amino acids. Gene Ontology annotation, cellular component: membrane. Lineage: Eukaryota; Viridiplantae; Streptophyta; Magnoliopsida; Malpighiales; Euphorbiaceae. The record is from RefSeq and is a predicted model, not a curated record. Gene Ontology annotation, molecular function: phosphate transmembrane transporter activity.
AUUAAUGAAGCCGGCAGCCAAAGAGGUAAAAUUAAGCAAAAAAUAAUGGCCUCAAAUCUUGCAGUGCUCGAUGCACUAGACAGAGCCCGCACCCAGUGGUACCAUAUCACUGCCAUUAUUAUUGCUGGAAUGGGCUUUUUCACUGAUGCAUACGAUCUCUUCUGCAUCUCCUCCGUCUCCAAACUAUUAGGCCGCCUUUACUACUUCGACCCGACCACGGGAAAGCCCGGCAAGCUCCCUACAAGCGUUAACAAUAUGGUGCUUGGUGUGGCCCUUGUUGGGACCUUAAGUGGGCAGCUAGUUUUUGGGUGGCUUGGAGACAAGCUAGGUCGGAAAAAGGUAUAUGGGAUCACCCUAAUUCUCAUGGUCGCUUGUGCCAUUUUUUCCGGUUUGUCCUUUGGAUCCACUGCGAAAUCUGUGAUAGGUUGUCUUUGUUUCUUCAGAUUUUGGCUAGGAUUUGGCAUAGGUGGUGAUUACCCUCUCUCUGCAACCAUCAUGUGCGAGUAUGCGAAUAAGAGAACUCGUGGGGCUUUUAUAGCAGCGGUUUUUGCCAUGCAAGGUGUUGGGAUUAUUUUUGCUGGUCUGGUUUCAAUGAUUGUUUCUAAAAUCUUCUUGAGUAGGUUUCCUGCUCCGCCAUUCCAUGCAGCGCCAAUCCUCUCUACGCAGCCCCAAGCAGAUUUUAUUUGGCGAAUCGUGCUAAUGGUCGGUGCAUUUCCUGCGGCUUUAACAUACUACUGGCGAAUGAAGAUGCCUGAAACUGGUCGUUACACGGCUCUUGUCCAAGGGAAUGCCAAACAAGCUGCUAUGGACAUGGGACGAGUUCUUGAAAUUGAAAUCGAAGAAGAACAGGGCAAGGUAACGCAGUUUAAGGCUGCCAAUGAUUACCCGUUUCUCUCUAAUGAGUUCUACAAGCGUCAUGGAGUUCAUUUGAUCGGCACAAUGAGCACAUGGUUCCUGCUUGACAUAGCUUUUUACAGCCAAAGCUUAACUCAAAAAGAUGUAUACCCAGCGAUGGGAUUAAUAAAAAAGGAUGAUGAAGUUAAUGCUAUAGAGGAAGUCUAUGAAACAUCUCGUGCGAUGUUCAUCGUUGCAUUGUUUGGCAACUUUCCAGGGUACUGGUUCACAGUGGCUUUCAUUGAAAAGCUCGGCCGGUUCACUAUCCAGUUACUUGGAUUCUUCGUGAUGUCGGUGUUCAUGUUAGUUUUGGGCAUCCAAUACGAAAACCUUAAAGAUCAAAAGGGGGUAUUUGCACUUCUAUAUGGGCUAACGUUCUUCUUUGCAAACUUUGGCCCCAAUACCACCACUUUCGUUUUUCCGGCUGAAUUAUUUCCGACGAGAGUGAGGUCCACGUGUCACGCAUUUAGUGCCGCAGCAGGGAAAGCUGGAGCCAUGAUUGGGACAUUUGUAGUUCAAUCGUAUACUUCGGAUGAAAAUGUAUCGAAAAUAAAGCAUGCUUUGAUGGUUUUGGCCUUCACCAACAUGCUAGGAUUUUGCGCCACAUUCUUACUUCCUGAAACCAAAGGACGGUCAUUGGAGGAUAUUUCUGGUGAGGAUGGCGGCCAAAAUCAGAGAUAUAAGGCCGCUAAACCUUCCGUGUGAAAUUUCAGGGUAGCUAUAAUUGGUUACACAUAGAAACAUGUGACAAGUUCAAAUAAACGAGUACAUGCAUUUCAUAUAAAUGAGAUUGCCGAACUUGUGAUUUUGAAAUUUAAACAUAAUUAUGCCACAAAUUGG